Molecule: messenger RNA, 765 nt
Organism: Saccoglossus kowalevskii
Lineage: Eukaryota; Metazoa; Hemichordata; Enteropneusta; Harrimaniidae
Product: chondrolectin-like
Source: RefSeq, a predicted model, not a curated record
UAGAAGAGUUGUUGAUCAAGAUGAUGUUGACUACCAUAUCGCUCGCUGUGAUUGGAUUAUUCUUGGUGGUAACGCCUGUCGAGAUGAACAACCCUGAAGUCGGAUGUUAUAGAAGCUGUAGAUGUCUGUUAUAUAAAGUGUUUUGCCGUAAUGACCAUUCUACGUGGGAUUGGUCAAAAGACUACUGUGAGAACCUGGGUGGUAGCCUAGCAACUAUCGAUCAGCAAUCAACGCACAAGGCAAUAAAAAAGAUUAUCAAGGAAACAGAAGGAGUAAACGAACGGAAAUGUCACAACUGGGGUUUCUGGAUUGGAUAUUACGACCCACGUGACCCCAAACCAUCUCGUCAUAAGGCACAUCCUGAGUUGUUUGAAUGGUUGCAGACUGACCCACCAUGUGUUCAGUUCGUAAAGUGGGCAGAAAACCAACCUAACGAUCAAAUCGAAGAAGACGCUGGUGGACAGAACUGCGUUCAGUUAUGGUAUAAACCGAAAGCCAAAGGUGACUUUGAUGACGAGUAUUGCUACGAGAAGAAAGGAUUUGUGUGCAUGUUUGAGGAAGAAUGUCCAUGUGCGAACGAUUCGUGUGAAUAGUACAUCCAACAAUAUAUGGAGAAACAUACAAACAAAGCUUCAAGUUAUAGUUUUCUGAUAUAGUUACUAAAUAUGUUUUCGCUACUCAAUACUAUUGAGUAUUCUGUUCAAUCUCGCUGUACUUAAUACAUAUGUAGUUACGAUUAGUAUUAAAAUGUAAUAAUAUAUCUAA